Messenger RNA from Pogoniulus pusillus (Red-fronted tinkerbird), 1386 nucleotides. It is a transcript of the gene ZFAND1, whose product is annotated as zinc finger AN1-type containing 1. Gene Ontology annotation, molecular function: zinc ion binding. The transcript has 8 exons. Gene Ontology annotation, biological process: cytoplasmic stress granule disassembly. The record is from RefSeq and is a predicted model, not a curated record. Bases 233 to 1042 code for a protein of 269 amino acids. NCBI's taxonomy places the organism in Eukaryota, Metazoa, Chordata, Aves, Piciformes, Lybiidae. Gene Ontology annotation, cellular component: cytoplasmic stress granule; cytoplasm.
GGCGUGCCGCCCCUCGGCUCCUCCCCGGGGCGGGGACCGCCGGUAACUCGUCCUGCAGCCCCGCUGCGGCGUGCCGCCCCUCGGCUCCUCCCCGGGGCGGGGACCGCCGGUAACUCUUCCUGCAGCCCCGCUGCGGCGUGCCGCGUCCUCCGGUGGCCCGGCAGCCCCUGCGCGCCCUGUGUCGGUAGCUGCUCCGGUCGCCAACCACGCCGCUUUUUGCCACCCUCGGAAGAUGGCGGAGCUGGAGCUGGGGCAGCACUGCGGGGUACCAGAUUGCCACCAGCUCGACUUUCUCCCCUUUGUAUGUGAUGGCUGUUCAGGUGUCUUUUGCCUUCAGCACAGGAGCCGGGAUGCUCACGGUUGUUCUGAGGUGAAUAUUAGAAAAAAUGCUGUCAAGCCUGAUCAGCACAGAUCUUACCCCUGCUCAUACAAGGACUGCAAUGGAAGGGAACUCGUGCCAGUUUUAUGUCCCUGUUGUGAACAACAUUUUUGCCUCAGGCACCGGCACCCAUCAGACCAUGACUGUGAGAAACUGGACACCCCAAAACCUCGAAUGGCUGCCACCCAGCAGCUAGUUAAAGACAUUAUAGAUUCUAAAACAAAUGAGGAAGCAAAAAGAAAAAAACGGAAAGGAGCAAAAAACAGUGAGACAGCAGCUAAAGUGGCAUUAAUGAAGCUGAAACUGCAUGCCUGUGGGGACAAGUCCUUGCCUCAGACAGAAAGAAUUUACUUUCAAGUAUUUUUACCAAAGGGGAACAAAGAGAAAAGCAAACCCAUGUUCUUUUGCAGUAAGUGGAGUAUCGGCAAAGUAGUAGAUUUUGCAGCUUCCUUAGCAAGCCUUAAAAAUGACAACAACAAAUCAACAUCCCAGAAACUGAGAUUAUGCCAUAGCGCCUCUGGAGCAGCCUUGCCAUUUGAGCACACACUAGAAACCUGGCUGUCUGAUAAGGACUAUCCAUUGUACAAUGGUGGAAAUAUCAUUCUGGAGUAUCUUGAUAAUGAUGUUCUGCUUAUAGAAGAUACAGAGUCAUACUUCAGCUAAACAGAAAAUUACCACAAACCAAAGAAGAAAAAAAAAAGAAGUAUAUUUUUAGAAGCAUUGAAACGAAGUUCAGUUUUCUGUUAAGAUCAUUGGCGUGCCAGAAUCUGACCUCAGCUGUAAAGACACAGUGCCCAUCCAUUACUCAGUUGCUUGAGUGACAGAAACACUAUGUACUGAAAAGAAAAAUUAGUUAUAACUCAUUACAAAUACUCACUUUCUACAACAAAUUCUUUCUUUUUUUCUGCUGGUUAAUGGCAAUAAUGGUUUAUGAAAGUUUGUAUUUAUUUUUGUGUAAAUGAUGGAAAAAAGUACAUAGUAAGAUCAAUAAAUAAUGAAAUUGUAAA